CUCACAAAUAGAAACGCAUACUAACUAUACGACUCCUAUAAUGUUCGGUGGAAGCGGAGGAGGUAGCAUGUUAAGGGUGGUUGGUCGGGCUGUUGCUAGGGCUGGUGUUACUAAUUUCCAAGAACCUAUCUCUACUAACACAUUAUCUUCUAACACUACUACUACUACUGUUACUUCACCAAGGGCAACUAGAAAGCUCAAUUCUCUUAAUAAUGAUAAUAAUACUUUGAGUCUUUCUUCUUCUGGUUCUGUUUUGAGUGUUCCUAUAUCUGCUAAUUCUGGUGGACCCAUUUCUACUUGGUGGCCUUCUUUUACUGGUUCUUACCCUGAUGAUUAUGAAUGGGUUUCUGUUGAUGAAAGUGAAGACGAGAGGCUUGUUGGCUUUAGUGAUGAUUUUGUUCUGGGUCCUGUUCCUUCCAUGGAUGAAGUUCACGAUGCUGUCACUGCACUUACGCACGUAUUUGAUGCCCCCUUGUAUUCCCAACUCAUUAGAGAUAAAUUUGCAUGCACUGUGGACAAGGAUUUAGCUGAUCAAAUUUCAAGCCCGGCCGUACUGAGCCAAGUUUCUUCUGUUGGGUCAGAUUUCGAUUGGAAGGAGCCUUCUCCUGCUCUGUGUAAUCAAAGAGCAUUGCACUCUUAUGGAUCUCACACGGUUCAUGAAGCUUUCCAUUUGUUGCUGACAGAACCAUCUGUUCAGAAAAUGGUUGUCUCGUUAUCAUCCGAUAAAGCUGUUUGGGAUGCUGUUUUGAAUAAUGCUGUUGUUCAAGAGCUGCGGGAAACCUACUAUGCAGAUGAAAACACUGAUCCACUAACUUCUGAGAGCUCAGACGAGACUGGUGAGGAAACCAAUCCAGCUUUGAAUUUUGUGAAGUGGAUAUUUGACAACACAAGAGCGAGGGUUGUGGAAGUGAUCGAGACAGUAACAAAGCUGGUGAACGAGCUGUUUAAGCCACCAGCUGAUGAGAAGACAUCAGCAGGAGACAAGGAUCCAUUUGAGGACAAGCUGAGACGCUCGUUCCUGCUUUCCAUUAUGGUCCUGCUGAUCGUGGUUGUGACUCGAGUCCAGAAGGCUUGACCACCAUAAUUUGAUGACGCGACAGGUAGUAUUUCUCCCAGUGGUGACUUUUACUAUGGAAGGUCCCGAAUGGGUUGCCUAACUUGAGUCCUUCAGCUCAAGUUAUGCUCGUGGACAUGGCAGUGCAUGUUAUGUAAUGAAUUUAACUUGUUUGGCAAGAGGGUUGCUCUUGUUGACUUGAAUUCUCUUGGCAGGUUGUAUAUAUAUAAUUUGGUUUGUGAAUGUUAAGCUGUUUUUGUUGAGCAAUCCUAGCUUGUAGAGUGGGGUGGAGUUUCCAAAUUCAUGUUCCAUGGAAUCCAUGUUUAUGUUUUCAUUAUUGAGGUCUAUAUAUGGCUGUAA
Messenger RNA from Populus trichocarpa (black cottonwood), 1414 nucleotides. RefSeq lists its product as uncharacterized. Lineage: Eukaryota; Viridiplantae; Streptophyta; Magnoliopsida; Malpighiales; Salicaceae. The transcript is spliced from 4 exons. The record is from RefSeq and is a predicted model, not a curated record. Bases 41 to 1075 code for a protein of 344 amino acids.